Messenger RNA from Metarhizium brunneum ARSEF 3297, 2175 nucleotides. RefSeq names its product Nucleoporin (gene NSP1). Gene Ontology annotation, molecular function: structural constituent of nuclear pore; phospholipid binding. The record is from RefSeq and is a predicted model, not a curated record. NCBI's taxonomy places the organism in Eukaryota, Fungi, Ascomycota, Sordariomycetes, Hypocreales, Clavicipitaceae. Gene Ontology annotation, biological process: protein import into nucleus; RNA export from nucleus. Gene Ontology annotation, cellular component: nuclear pore; nuclear pore central transport channel.
AUGUCGUUCACCUUCGGAACUCAGGGCUCAUCGAGCGCGCCAUCCAAUAAUGCGACAACUACCGCGCCGGCCUCUGGCGGCCUCUUUGGGGCUACUUCAUCUGGAAACACUCCUUCCUUCUCGUUUGGCUCACUAGGUAGCACUACCGGCAACAACUCAACUCCAACAAACAGUGGUGGAUCUAUAUUCGGUCAGAAACCAGCCGGCGACGCGCAGAAGCCAGCAGGUGGUCUAUUUGGGGGAGCAUCUUCGUCUUCAAACACGGCAUCAGCCCCAUCUGGAGCUCUGUUUGGAGGAACUUCCACAACACCGGCGGCUGGCAGUCCCUUUGGCGGAACAAGUAAUACUUCCUCUACGCCUACAUCAGCAGCCCCUGCGUCCACUGGGAUGUUUGGAGGAGGCAGUGGCGCUCUUGGAGGCUCCAACACUUCCUCUUCUAAGCCAGCUUCUGGUACCUUGUUUGGUGGCCUUGGUUCAUCGGCUGGCGGUGGUCUCUUCGGCGCCCAGACCAGCAGUGGACAGUCUCAAAGUACGACUACGACAGCUGCAGCGCCCUCGUCUGGUUUGUUCGCGAGUUCCGGAACUUCCUUGUUCGGAAACAAAGCCAGCACGACUCCUAGUUCGAACACGCUGAGUACAACCCCAACCACUGCCACUGCGGCAACACCAGCCAAGCCUAUGUUUUCCCUGCCAUCGACUACUCCAGCGGGAGCUCCCCCGACUGAUUCAUCGAAGCCCGCAUCUACAGCCGGGACGGCCGCCGGUGGACUCUUUGGCAGUGCUGCGCAGCCAACCACUUCGUCAGCUUCAACAUCCGCCGUCCCAGCUGCCCCUGGACUUUUCGCGGGCGCACAAUCUGGAGGCGGAUCUUCUGCAGGAAGUCUUUUUGGCAACAAACCGGCAGCUACCGCCGGAGCCCCUGCUGGUGGUUUGUUUGGCGCCCCGGCCAGUAGCACGCCAUCAACUUCAGCAACAUCCGGAGCAGCCACAGCUACCGCAGGGUCGGCAAGCUCAUUAUUCGGCGCGAAAGCUGCUGGUACCGUGGGUUCAACCGCCCCAGCUUCAACAACUACCAGCAACAGUCUCUUUGGUGGUACUGCCGCCAGCUCUGCCACCACAACUUCGUCUGCGCCUGCAACCGCUGGUGGUACUACGGGGGGGUUAUUUGGAAACAAGCCGGCGACUACAAUGACCUCUUCAGCAACCCCGGCUGUUACCUCAGCGGCAGGUGGUCUAUUCGGGGGCGGCCAGGCUGGUUCUACUGCUGCAGCUAAACCUGCGUCUUCUCUAUUCGGUGCGACUGCUGCCGCAUCAGCGCCUGCCCAGCCCGCGGCCGCAGCCCCUGCAUCGACGGCGGCACCCACGGCAGCACCCACUUCAACUAUGGGAGGUUUGUUUGGCUCCAAACCUGCAACAGACGCAACGAACAAGGACAAUGCCAGCAAGGAGGAGCCUAAACCCACGACCCAGAAUGGCACCAACAGCGCCCUCGGUGCUUCUACAACCGGCCCAACUUCGCAGAUGGCUAGACUGAAGAACAAGACCAUGGAGGAUAUUGUCACUCGAUGGGCUUCAGAUCUAACCAAGUAUCAAAAGGAGUUCAAGGAACAAGCUACCACAGUGUCGACCUGGGAUCGCAGCUUGGUUGAGAACGGCGAAAAGAUUCAGAAGCUUUACCUUGAUACUUUCGAAGCUGAGCGGGCCAGCCAUGAAAUUGAACGUCAGUUGGCCGCUGUGGAAAGCCAGCAAGAGGAGCUAGAAGCAUGGCUCAAUCGCUACGAGUCAGAGGUGCAGGACAUGUUUGCCAAACAAAUUGGACCCGGCGAGCAGCUUGGUGGACCUGAUCAGGAGCGUGAGCGCACAUAUAAGCUGGCUGAAAAGCUAACGCAACAGUUGGAUGAGAAGUCUCGAGAUCUCUCAAAGAUGGUUAAGGAAAUCAACGACAUCUCUGGGACGUUGAGCAAGGGGACCAAGACCGAAGAUCCUUUGAGCCAGAUCGUGCGGGUUCUCAAUGGCCAUCUCACGCAGUUGCAAUGGAUUGAUGCAAAUGCAUCGGCGUUGCAGGCCAAGGUUUCGGCUGCACAAAAGUCCAGCGGCUCCCUCAACAACCACUACACUGGACCAGAGAGCGAUGCUGCCGAGGGUUUCUACCGCUCUUACUACGGACGCCGAUAA